This is a messenger RNA of Achroia grisella, 2098 nucleotides long. RefSeq lists its product as uncharacterized. The coding region runs from base 214 to 1671 and encodes 485 amino acids. Gene Ontology annotation, biological process: arachidonate secretion; phospholipid metabolic process. The transcript is spliced from 6 exons. Gene Ontology annotation, molecular function: A2-type glycerophospholipase activity. The record is from RefSeq and is a predicted model, not a curated record. Lineage: Eukaryota; Metazoa; Arthropoda; Insecta; Lepidoptera; Pyralidae.
GCGCUAGCGUGACGCUAUUCCCGCCACACUCGUCCGGCAACUUUCUGCAAACUGCAUUCGAAUUUCAAAUCGAAACCGCGUGGUCAAAACUUUUUUUAAAGUUAUUAAAUAGUCGUGUUUAUCUAUGGAUUACUGUGAAAUGAAUUGUUUAUGGCUGUAUGUGUUGUUUUAGUGAUAAUUGGAUUUUUACAAUAAGUUGAAUUAAGAUAAGUUAUGGAGAUAAAAUCGCCGAGGGCAAAAAAAAAGUCAAAUGUUUCAAGACUACUGUCGUGGGGCAAGAUGUACCGGGUGCCAUUACUGAUGUUACUGUUGCUGGGCACCACCAACUGCGACGUAGGCGAGCCAACUGACGAACUGGCCGACGGCGUUCCAAAUUCAAAUAAUUCGAACGCCAAAACCAUAGACAAUCCCGAACAUUUAAAAUUCAGGCACCAUCACACACAUGUAGUUCCAAAUUCAAAUCGCAGUUUGGAUAAUAGUGAGAGACAGGUGUUGAGUGAUAUUAAAUAUUUAAGACGUCAUUUGAAUAAGGAAAUAGUGAAUUUUGUGAUGACUGACUAUCUUAUGGACGGUGAGGUGGAGGUCAGAGUGCAUUUUAAUGGUGUAACUGCGAAGGAGACCUCAGUUGGGGCUAAUGGACGUGGUUUAAAACUUCGUCAGUUGACCGAUGGCCGCCAUCUUGUCCAAGUGAUAUACGCGCCAAAUGGCGAUAUUCAGGACUGCGAACACAUCACACAGGGCAGAACAACGCGGAAUUUCCUGAAAACACUAAGAAAUGAAUUAAAAUUAGCAUUAGACGAAGAAAAUUAUAGAAUUUUACAAAAAGAUUCCAUGAGUUUUGAUAAUGAAAAAUUUUACCGCCAUUUUCAUAACAUGACAGUCCGAAUUUUAAAAAAUGGUGAGGAAAUGCCGUCGAAUAUCGCCAGUUGGCUGGAUUACGACAGAUUAAAAAUGGAAUGCUUUAAACGGCACCAAGAAAUGACUUACAUGAUGGAAAACAGGAACAAAGUCUCGGAAAACUCUUUGGCCAGGUCCCGGCGUUCCAUCAGAGAGAAUUUCAUAUUGCCCGGGACAAAAUGGUGCGGAGCUGGGCAACUAGCGACGAGGUACAAUGAACUGGGCUCCGACAGUAAGGAAGACAGAUGCUGUAGGGCCCACGACAAUUGCCGGGUUAAUAUUGGAGCGUUUAAGCGAAGAUUUGGGUAUUUCAACUAUAGACCCUUCACAGUCUCGCAUUGCCGGUGCGAUAGGAGAACAAAGCGUGACGCCUCUGAGUUACUGCGAGUGCCGGGAACGAAGUGGUGUGGUAAGGGAUUCUCGGCGACACGGUAUUCCCAACUCGGCGGAUACUCUAGAACGGAUAGAUGCUGUCGCAUCCACGACUUGAGAUGCCCAUUCUGGAUUGGGGCCAUGGAGAAGAAGUACGGACUUUAUAAUUGGCGCGUAAACACACUUAUGCACUGCCGGUGCGAUGAAAGGUUCCGCGCCUGUCUCAAGUUAGCCGACACGUCCGUUUCCAAUAUGGUGGGGAAGUUGUUCUUCAACAUCGUGCAAACCAAGUGCUUCGUGCUCAAACCUGUCAAGAUAUGCGUGAAGAGGUCCUGGUGGGGAAAGUGCACGAGGAAAGGUUACACGAAGCAGGCCUUCCUGAGGGACAAUCUACCUUAUUGAACGGUGAUAGAAUCUCUUCUCUAAUGGCCAUCGACAGGUACUUACGUGGAUAGUAUUUAAAAUGCUUUCGAAUAAUUUUCGACGGCGAUUCGAUGCAAGUGUUCCUAUAAUAAUGAAUUUUAUCGUAUUAAGAAUAAAGAUUAAUAUUGAUUAGCAAUAAUGAUCACUAUAGACCGUUUUGUAAGCAUGCUCUAAAUAUAUAUAUACCUUCACGAAUAUUAUCCCAGAGAGGGUAGACAGAGACGUGUCGACUCUUAACAUUAUAUUAAAAGCAACAGUUGACCCUUUUUUAAAUAUAACGUGACAGUAGAUGGUCUUACCGCCAUGUCACGGAUUAGUUUGGUUUGUUAUAGGUGUUUCCAUCACCGAAAGGUUAGUCUAAAAGUGAUUGAUUUUUUUUUUGUUAUAUUUAAACUUUUAACUUAAA